GGGGCCGGGCGGGGCGGGCGCGGCGCGGGCGGGCGGCGGCGGGCGGCGCCCCCCGGCAAUAUGUUCAAGAGAAUGGCAGAGUUCGGGCCUGACUCCGGCGGCAGGGUGAAGGGCGUUACCAUUGUGAAGCCGAUCGUGUACGGGAACGUCGCGCGGUAUUUUGGGAAGAAGAGGGAGGAGGAUGGCCACACUCACCAGUGGACGGUGUACGUGAAGCCGUACCGGAACGAGGACAUGUCUGCCUACGUAAAAAAAAUUCAGUUCAAGUUGCAUGAAAGCUACGGUAAUCCUUUAAGAGUUGUUACCAAACCACCAUAUGAAAUCACCGAAACGGGCUGGGGUGAAUUUGAAAUAAUCAUUAAGAUAUUUUUCAUUGAUCCAAAUGAAAGACCUGUAACCUUAUAUCACUUGCUGAAGCUUUUUCAGUCGGAUACAAAUGCCAUCCUGGGGAAGAAAACUGUAGUUUCUGAAUUCUAUGAUGAAAUGAUAUUUCAAGAUCCUACUGCAAUGAUGCAGCAGCUGUUAACAACAUCUCGUCAACUAACACUAGGUGCUUAUAAGCAUGAAACAGAGUUUGCAGAUCUUGAAGUGAAAACCAGGGAAAAGCUGGAAGCUGCCAAAAAGAAGACUAGUUUUGAAAUUGCUGAGCUUAAAGAAAGACUAAAAGCAAGUCGUGAAACCAUCAACUGUUUAAAGAGUGAAAUCAGAAAACUUGAAGAAGAUGAUCAGUCUAAAGAUAUGUGACAAGUGUGGACUUGAUAAAGAGCCUAUGCUGAAAACGGGAGGACUUCAGUCAUGGAACUGUAUAAGUUCAGUUCUGUAACCGAAACUAUGAGAAUUUCACUGGCAAGUGAUUGAAGUUUGUGGCAAUCAACUUCACAAAUGGAAGAAAAAAGAAAGAAUGUAUCCUUGUUUUAUAGUUAAAAUCUGUGGGUACUUAACAAGUUAUUUCAAGUAGAAGGGGUCUUAGACCAGACUACUUUUUUUUUUUUUUUAAACUGCAUUUGAGUCGUACAUGAAAACUUUGUAUUAAGUCUUGUAUUAGUUCAAUGUUAUUUUACAAAAUGCUGGUGUUUACUUUUUUUACUUGUUUUUUUUUCUACUGAUUGUUUAGAGAUGCAUCUUUAGAGCUAAAAAUAAAAUAUGCAAUUUUUUAUUUUAAUAUUUUUUGUCUCCAUCCACCUGUGGAAGUGUAAGGAACAAUUGUAAAUAGCAUACCCUGAUUUAGGGCAGAGGUUGAAAUACAGUGGUACACAAGUUGUUUAAGUCUGGUUACAGUGAUAUUGGUGUGUCUGUUACCAGCACAGUUAAAACACUUUCUGAAAACAGGAUUUUAAAUAACUUCUAUAUCUACAGAUAAGAGUUUCUAGCCUCAAAGCUGCUUUAACAUAUAUAAGUGCAUCAGUUCUACAAGCUGUGCACAGAAGCAGAUUAUUCCAGUCCUGAUUUGUAGGAGUUUGUUUAAUACUUGUAUUGUACUUCAGUCACUUCAGCAAACAUUGUUUCUGCCAUUCCUUCCUUCUUCCACUCUUCCCGUGUUCCAGCAUGGGUCCCUCCUACAGAGGACAGUCCUUCAUGAACUUCUGCAGCGUCAGUCCUUCCUAUGGCUUCCAGCAUGGGUCCCCUGCAGGGUCACAAGUCCUGCCAGCAAACCUGGUCCUGCAUGUGCUCCCCUCUCCCCAGGGCUACAGGUCCUGAUGGGACCCUGUUCCAGUGUGGGCUUCCCACAGGGUCACGGCCUCCUUUGGGCAUCCACCUGCUUUGGUGUGGGGUCCUCUACAGGCUGCAGGUGAAUCUCUGCUCCACCAUGGACCUUCAUGGGCUGCAGGGGGGCAGCUUCUCUCACCAUGGUGUUCACCAUGGGCUGUAGGGGAAUCUCGGCACCUCCUCCCCCUCCUUAUUCACUGACCUCAGUGUCUAAACAGGUGUUCCUCUCAAAUAUUCUCACUCCUCUCUCUAGUCCGAUCUUAGCAAUGCUUUGAGAACAAAGCAUUUAUUUCUUCAUAUUUGAAACAAGUGAUGAUUGGCUUUUACUAUGGCUUGGUGAAGAUUUAGAACUGAAAGAGUUUCAUCACUCCCUACGUAGACUUCAGCUUUUCAUUAAGAACAGUAACAAACUUGGCAUAUUUGGUUUAUGGUAUGUAUAGACAUAGAUGAGGAACAGCUUGUACCAGCAGUGUCCAUGCAGAUCCUUCCUACCACUGCGCACUCCACAUUUUUCUGGCUAGCUAAGUGCUUUGGUUUAUUGAUUCAGCAGCCAGUUUCCUUUUAAACAGCAGCUGAAGAAGAAUGUGAGAAUUUCACUUCAGCAGAAUGCCAUUUUCAGAGCUGUGCAUUGAAAAUAAGACUUGGCACGGGUCACAGUAUAUUGUGCAUGCUGAAACAAAAAUGCACAAAAUGGAAAGCACAGUUUUGGUGAUACUAGGUUGAAUGCGACAUUAUAUUAAUCAGUUAAAUUACUACUAGUGAGGACUAACUCAGAGAAUAUUAAACAAGUUCUGCAAGAGCUGUGACUAACAUGAACAGGUCUGCUGAAACAGACUUGAACAGACCAAAAAAGCAUAGAAAUGAACCUUUUGAAUCCAACUUCUUUGUAGGAGCCUAAAGUAUUCCUUUUGUUUACAUCUUUAAAAAUGUCGAAUAGACAGCCAACUUAACAGAAGCAACGAUCCUUGCUCCAUUGUUAGUAGCCAUCAGCAUGCUUCACCAGUGAUGUAGUUUUUGUUUGUGGUUAGAGGUCUUCUUUUCCUCUGUUUUUCUUUCAACUUUUUGUGUCUCUUCUCCUUUAUGCUCUCUGCAAAGAUCACAGAAGCAUCAUUAGGCUCCUCUGUCAAUAGUAAGGCAAGAAAACAGUCCUGUCUGUGCUGAUCAGUUACUGUUGAUAGACAACAGCAAGACUACCUUGUGCUUUACAAAGUUCCCUCUUAUGUUCUGUGCUCUCAUUAGAAAAUAUUUUCUUUAGAUGCUGAGAAAGCAAUUAAGCCCUGUAUUAGGCUGUAAUUAAAUUCUGGGAGAAGUUAAUGAGAAUUAAUCAUGGAACUAUAGAGUUAUAGAAUAUCCUGAGCUGGAUGGGACCCACAAAGAUCACUGAGUCCCAACUCCUGGCCCUGCAGAGGUCACCCCAAGAACUGCAUGGAUCUCAAUUAACAGAUAGGUUAUGUUGGGCCUGUGUGCUCUGCCUGUAAAAGAGUAGUUGAUAUAAACAUUGGAGUGUGUGUACACAGUACAUUUACUGUAAGUGCUGACCUUCUAAUACGUAUCAUUUUCAAAGUUACUAGAACUGAAGUAGAGUGGGGCACGUUAGGACACAGUUGCCUUUGACCUGCAUUGCCUUGAAGAAAAACAAAAACCCAAACACUACACUCUGCUUUACUGUUGGCAUUUCUAUGAAGUCCCAGACAAAUAGUUAUGGAUUGUGCUUACCAGGGUGCUAACUUAAAUGCUACCUAUUUUUAUUGCUGAGACUGACUUCAGACUAUGGUUUCAUCCUGAGUUAAAAUUAUGAAAGAAAUGUAUUUAAAUCUUGCUUUGCAAAGGAGGGGAAAAAACUCUCACUGUGCUGUAGGUACACUUUGAUAUUGCUGAAGCACAUAGUAAUUUGUUCAGUUUUUUACACUGAAGCUUUAGGCUCCACUUUAGGCUCCACCCUUUCGUGGGUAAACAUAAAACAUGGUUUAUCUCAGCUGCAAGCGUGGUUUACAUGCUUACUAUUAUGAAUUUUACCAAUGAGGAAUGUUUACUUUAGGCAUCAAAUAUGCAAAACUAGUAGUGUCAUUGCCUCUUCCACUAUAAAGGCUUGGGGUUUUAAGUGUUUCAGCUAAGACAAAUUAACACUGAUCACAGUAAUUUCAGACACUGACUGAUUACUCACUACCCAGUGUUAUGUAUGACUAGUCCUUUUCUUACCCAGCUCCAUCUCAUAUAAGUUAGUUCUUUCCUUUGGGUUUGGCACACUAAGCCUGUGAAGUUGUAUAAGGCUGUUGCCAAGGAGGUUUCCCAUGAAAAGUGCCAUUAUCUGACAGGAGAUGUGUAGAUACAGUUAAGUCAAAGAUUUACUUGAGAAUUUUUGUAGUUAAUAGAGAUGGGACUAGAAGGACUAGAAGGAAUAUUAAGUCACCCUGUUCAUUUUCUUUCUAGACAGGUGCUGGUAAUAACACCAACUCUUUGCUGUUUAUGCAUUUAAUUCAUAAUAAAUAUACCAGUGUUUGUUUACUUCUUAAUGGGGAUACAGAUUUAAGAGAAUUUCAGGUUGUUUUCAGACAUAAGGUUAUUUCCCAAACACCAGGUGGCAGGUAUGUCCAAAAUAUUCUCCAGUCUCAACAGCAGUUUAUUAGGAAUUCAGCAGAUCUGUGAUAUGUUUGGUUGAUCUCAUUUUCUUUGAGAUUUGAUCAUCUGAUUAGACAACUUGUAUUUGUUUCUGUAGAGAUGACCAAAUUAUCUCUUGCAUUUUAUGAAACUGUUUGGCAACCUUGUCAACAAAUCAAGUGUGAUGUGCCAGGAAGCACAAAAAAAGUGUUUGUUUACAAGUUUUGUUUAUUUCAGCUUUCAAAACGCAAAUCUUAGGGGUUGUUUUUAGAUUUGUUGUGGUCUGGUUUUUAGUCUUUUUUUUUUUUUUUUCAGGCCAAGAUUAUGUGACAAUAAGAUAACUUAGGCAGUCUACUGGACUGCAUACUUUCCUUGCACUCAAUUGCGUGUGCUUUAAUUGCAGGUCCAAAAUGGCAGGAUUUUCCGCAAGUAAAUGUAAUUAAUCUUUUAAACUUCAUGUUGAUAAAGGCAAUAAGCUUCUUUGACUAAUUAAUGCUUACUGAAUACUAUGAAUGAACCUUUGGCUUCCAAGUGUGUUGAAACUUCUAAUUUUUCUGAAUAUAACAGGGAAGAACAGCUAAAGUGAGGGAAAAAGAAGAGAAUUAGGAUGGUAGAAAAGAAUAGCAACAAUCAAAAAUUCCUGUUACAUAUAUUUGUUUGGGAUUUAUUUAACAUUCAUUUAUGAUAUAUUUAUACUAUUUCCAUUUUUAAAUAUUUUAAGCUAGAACAUGAAAUCAUGUAAGCUUCUAGUGAAACAGUCUUGCCUAUGCAAUAGCCAGUAAACAUCCAAAAUUAAAAUGUACAUUUAGAUUUUUGUACGAAAACCCUCGAGAAUGCCAGGUGAUUAGGCCAUAAAAAGAAUUCAUUAGCAUUGCAAUAUGCAGUAUUUGUCCUACUACCCCACUAGUAAUUACUAUACUUUGUAAGAUGUUAAUUUGCUGAACGAGAGGCUGGCCCUUCUUAUUCCCACAGCUGUGGGGAAUUCUGUAAUCUAGGACAGAAACAAAUUUCAUCUGAUCUACUGGCUUCUGCUUUGCUAAUAGUUUCACCUGAAGUGUUCAACAUCUUUUUUUCUUCAAUGUCUUACUUAUGCAACAUCUGGCAAAUUUCAUGUUUUUUUCAAUCUACAAAUCAGCUUUAUUUCAAAUAACACGUUUUAUUUAACCUCUGAUCUAGAAUGUUAAUAAAAUGCAUGGGUUUUAUUUUAA
Myiozetetes cayanensis is the source of this 5513-nucleotide messenger RNA. It is a transcript of the gene YEATS4, whose product is annotated as YEATS domain containing 4. Gene Ontology annotation, biological process: regulation of DNA-templated transcription. The record is from RefSeq and is a predicted model, not a curated record. NCBI's taxonomy places the organism in Eukaryota, Metazoa, Chordata, Aves, Passeriformes, Tyrannidae. Bases 61 to 744 code for a protein of 227 amino acids. The transcript has 7 exons.